UCUAACCGGAUUCUUAAACCCGGUUAUGAGUUUUACCAGCCGGUCGUAGCAGCCCGGCAAUUUGGCCUUGCGCAGGUGCCUCCCCACUUCCUUCUCCAUCUGCUAACAUCCAGCAGGGUGGACCUCCCCGAUGCUCUGACCGCCCAGAGGUGCUACAGUCUGUUCGCAGACCUUCCCCUGUCUGUUCCUGCCAACUUCACCUUCACCUCCUCGGCUGUUGACUUCGAUGGAUGGUGGACGAUGUGGAAAACUCAUGUUUUCCAAGGAGCCCUGGGUCCGAUGCUUCAACAGAUCGACCCUGAAUAUGACAUCCCCGAUGGAGAGCAAGAAGAUGGCCCAGAGCCAAUAAACGAGGAUGGAUCCCCUUUUUGCUUCCGGGCGGUCGCUCCCGUGGUUCUUUUUGGCAGGAACGCACCCCCUCCCUCGAAGAGUGUAAUGCAGAUCCAGCCGAGUACCGCCAAGUUGACCCCCAAGCGGAAACGGCUUUCUGAGGCUGCUGCCCCCCGUGUCUGUGCUAAGACGAGGAAGACCCUUGUCAGAAAGGUCCGGAAGGAAACUGCGUCGUCUUCUCCUAAUCCACCACCUCCAGUUGCCGAUCAGCCUGCUGUUGUAGAAGUCUCCAGCGGGGAGGAGCCCCCAUGUCAGAAAGGUUCGUCUGUGGAGAUGCCGGAGGGCAUAGACGUACCCAUCAGGGCCCUGAUCACCCUUUGCAAUCCUGGUGUGACAGACUCGGGAGGCCCUUCUGCAUCGGCUGUUGCCUCAACUGCUCCGCUAGGUCUGCAGGUCAUUGACUCCUGUCUGGAAGGACCCUUCCCCGCCUCGGCUAUUGCUGAUUCCCCUGCACGAGAGGUACGCCCAACGGAGCCGAUCGCCGUUUCAUCGGCUGUUGCUGAUUCCCCUGUACGAGAGGUACGCCCAACGGAGCCGAUCGCCGUUUCAUCGGCUGCUGCUUCUGUAAAGCCGACUGCUGCUCCAUCGGCUGCCGCUCCUCCCUCUGGAGGUGCAAUCCAUGCGGCCUCUACCGCCACCGCUCAUUCCUCGGGAGGGACACCUUCCCGGGAGCCGAUCACCCCUUCGUUGGCCAUCGCUGCUUCCUCCUCGAGACAGGUAUAUCUUCUCUUUGUAACUAUUUUGGUCUUUUUCGUAAUGCCUGUCUCACUCUCUUCUCCUUCAGAACCUGGAUCUUUCAGAGCUCCUUGCGUUUGA
Messenger RNA from Panicum hallii, 1206 nucleotides. RefSeq names its product protein TIC 62, chloroplastic-like. Lineage: Eukaryota; Viridiplantae; Streptophyta; Magnoliopsida; Poales; Poaceae. The record is from RefSeq and is a predicted model, not a curated record. Bases 241 to 1206 code for a protein of 321 amino acids. The transcript has 3 exons.